CACUGCACACACACGCACGCACGCCGCCCCGUGCUCCCCACACACACGCAGCGUGGCGUCACGCCGCAGGAACUCACGCACUCGCGCACGGCGCCCUCGCCCCUCCUCCUCCCCGCACCCUCCCCACGCACGGGCGGCAGCAGCAGCAGCGGGAGCAGCAUCAGCGGCAUCAUCAUCAGCAGCGGCAGCAGGCGAGAGGCACGCGGGCCGACAGGCGACAUGUUGAGUUGACGCGGCCCAGCGCCCAACGACGCAGGCCCGUGCCGCCAGACUGCGCGGACCCCCGGGGCUGACCCCGCGCGGACCCCGAGACCCCAGCCGGAGUGAGGACCCCUUUAGAGCAGCUGACAGGGGGCCCCUCUCAACCACCACCACAACCACAACAACCACCACAACAACAACAACAGCAGCAGCAGCGACGUCGUCGGCCGUCGCCACCACUCAGCGAGGCCACUCGAGUUACAAAUCUCGUUUAGAAAAUCUCCCUUCUCCAUGUUUGUCACCGUUUGAUGUCUCUCGGCUCGCCUUCUUCCUGUGACGGCGAUGGCCAUUGGUGUUUGUUCGACGCACUGAGAGCACGGGGCGAUUCGUUCCUUCGACAACCCGCGGAAGAGACUUCGAACGCUCUUGCGAGAAAAGAGGGGGGGCAAGGAGGUUGAAGACAGCAGCAGCAGAGGAAGAGGAGGAAUCAUCGCGAGUGGAUUAUUGCUGCGGGUUCGUCUCCGCCGUGGCCCCGUGCUGUCCGUGCGCGGUGCAGGAGGACGCGCAGAUGGCGUCGUCCGCGUCGUCCCGGACGCGCGGGCCGAUGUGCAGGUGAAGUCGUCCGCCGCCGCCGGGGAGGAGGAGGAGGCACGAGGAGGAGGCGGAGAGGACCGAGGGGAGCGGGGAUGUCGCCGCGACUCCACGAUGGCGCCCAUACAUGAGAUCGGCAUGGCUAUCCACCUAGAGGGAGAUGCGCCCUCCUCCCACGCAGCCGCCCGGCCAAACUGCUCCAUCUCCGCACGGGGACCUCCGCUUCUCCCUCCGGCGACGGCGGCGGCGGCGCACGGCGAGGGGCGGUGCGGCGUCGGCGGAGGGGGGGGUGCGCCCCCCCCCACCGCCGUGCCCCCCCACACCUUCUGCUGCCCCGACCACCUGCCUCUGGAAGACGACGACGGUGACGGCGACGACGACGGCGCCGUGGAUUCGGCGAUGAUCACCGGCGGCGGCGUCGGCGGCGUCGGCACGACCGCUAACGACGGCGGCGGCGGCGGCCGCGUCACCGCCGCGACCGCCGGCGGGGGCGGCGGGGACUACAAGCUGGUGCCGCACGAAGUCCUCCGCUCGCCCGGCGAUUGCUACGAGGUCCUCGGCUUCCUGGGCCGCGGCACCUUCGGCCAGGUGGCCCGGUGCCGCGCCAGGGCCCGCGGCGGGCUGGUCGCCGUCAAGGUGCUCAAGCGCCGGCCGGCGUCGUACGCCCGGCAGGCCCGCGUGGAGGCCGGCAUCCUGGCGCAGCUGGGGGACGGCGACGACCACAACCUGGUGAGGGCCUUCGAGAGCUUCUCCCACCGGGGCCACACGUGCCUCGUGUUCGAGCUGCUGGCGCUCUCCCUCUACGACUUCCUCAAGCGCGGCCGCUUCCGCCCGCUGGGCCUCUGGGCCGUGCGGCCCGUCCUGCAGCAGGUGGCCGUGGCGCUCGCCAAGCUCGAGAGCCUGGGCCUCAUCCACGCCGACCUCAAGCCGGAGAACAUCAUGCUGGUGGACCCGGCGCGCCAGCCCUACCGCGUCAAGGUCAUCGACUUUGGCUCGGCCAGCCACGUCUCCAAGGCCGUGUGCUCCACCUACCUGCAGUCGCGAUAUUACAGGGCCCCCGAGAUCAUCCUGGGGCUGCCGUUCUGCGAGGCGAUCGACAUGUGGUCCCUGGGCUGUGUCAUCGCCGAGCUGUACCUGGGCUGGCCCCUCUACCCGGGGGCCCUGGAGUAUGACCAGAUCCGCUACAUCUCGGAGACGCAGGGAGCCCCCCCGAACCGUCUGCUGAACAUCGCCACGAAGACCUGCAAGUUCUUCCGGCAGGAAGGGCCCUACGGCUCGUGGAGACUCAAGACGCCACAGGAGCACGAGGCUGAGACGGGGCUCAAGUCGAAGGAGGCAAGGAAGUACAUCUUCAGCUCGCUUGACGACAUCGCACAGCUGCACCCGUCGCUGGAGUGCGACGCGCUGGAGGGGUUGGCGGAGCGCUGCGAUCGCCGGGAGUUUGUGGAGCUGCUCACCCGCAUGCUGCGCCUCGACACGGAGCAGAGGGCCACUCCUCACGAAGUGCUCGCUCACCCCUUCCUCACCAUGAGCCACCUGCUCGAGCAUCAGCUCACCCAGCACUUCCGCUCGUCCUACCAGGCCAUGGAGGUUUGCCAGCGCCGACCUCCGCCCUUCGACCCGGCGCUGCUCGGCAACGCGCCCUUCCUGUCGCCGGUCGCCAUGGAGACGCCUGGCGAGGGCCUGGCCUUCGGGCUCCACGGCCAGGUGGGCGGCUUCACCUCCAACCCCGCUGUGAGCCUCCCGCUGACCAAUCAGGACGCGGCGCUCCUUGGCUACGGGGGGCGAGGCUACGGCGCUCCGCCCCCAUUGGACGGCCGCGACGUGGGCGGGGCCCUGCCUCAGCCAAUCGGGUCGACGCAGUACCUGACCCCCCGCGACCCCUUCUCCCAGCAGCCCCUGCUGCUGUGUCCGCCCCGUUACCAAGGAACAAUGCAGACGUCCAUCGCAAAGCAUCCUGGGUACGCGCCCGCUCCCGUGGUUUCCCAGAAUCCACCGGGGCAGCCCCUGCCUUUCCAGCCGCCACUGCAGGCAUGGGGUGGCCACCCUGUGCCCGUCGUGACCGUGCAGACCUGGCAGCGCAUGCCUGGGAUCCUCGGCACCCACGGCCUCCCGGGCGGCGGAAUUCCCAACGGCAUUCCGGGCGGUGGAAUUCCCGGCGGGAUGGCGCCCAGCGAUGGCUCGGCGACUUGGCAUGGGCAGCCACAGUCCGACAUCGGCAAGCUGCAGCUGUGUGCAGGUCACUACGGGAUCGUUCCACAGCCGUCCACGUCUGGUCACAUGACCCUGCCCUCCCAGCCAAUGGGAUCUUGCGUGCAGCCAUCACUAUGGCAACCAGGCUUGAGCGGGCUGCCACUGCGGCCUGGCAGGAGCUACGUGAGUGGCCCCCUGCGUGCUGACGGCUUCCUCCCCUCCCCCAGCAAGGCCCCCCACCGUUGGCACAACAACAACAGCAGCAUCAAGAGCCUGGGGCCCACACGGCCAGCGGGCCCCCCACCUCCCGAGCCGCCCCACGCAGCCACUUCUGUGGCCUACCGAGAGGGGGCCUCCACAGGAACCCAUCGCCUUGACAACGGCAGCAUCACCAUGGCGACGCCGAGCCCCCCCACCAGCCUCCUGUCGCUGGGCAGCAGUUCCCAGGCAUCGUCAGAUGAGGAGGAAGAGGAGGAGGAGGAGGAAGGAGAUGCGGAGGAUGAAGGGGAGGAGGAGGAGGAGGAAGAGGAGGAAGAGGGAGGCAAGGGUGUGAAGAGGUGCGAGGGCUCGCAGGCGUGCGAGGCGUGCCGGAGCAUCGCGCGUGCCGCCGCCGCGGCCGUGGCCGUGGGCAAGGCCUCGUGCUCGCUGGGCAGCACGGACAGCGCCCUGGGCACCAGCCUCCCCGACUCCGAGUCCCCGCGACAGCCCCCCCCGGCCCCCCCGGCCGACGCCCCGGCCCCCGCGGGGGGGCCGCCGUCCUCCCCGCCUGUGUCGCCGCGGCAACGCAUGGAGAGGCUGACGCUGUCGCCGCGGAGACGGAGGGGACCGGAGGAGGCGGCGUCGCCGCAGAGGCCGGAGGGGCGCAGCCAGCGGGCGAGGGUGGGGAGCUUUAGCCUGGUCAGUCAGUGCACCACCGCCACCACCGCCACCACCGCCACUACCGCCACCACCGCCACCACCGGCACCACCGCCCAGCAGCAGCAGCAGCAGCAACCCGGAGAGGAGCGACUCCACCCCGACCGGAAUCCCGGCUCGCGGCGUGACCGCGUGGUCACCGUGACGACCGGUGGUCACGUGACCUCCUCCUGCGGCGCUCUGGGAUACCGCGGCCAGCCGAGACAGCACCAUCAGCAACAUCAGCAUCAGCUGCAUCAGCAUCAGCUGCAUCAGCAACAGCAGCAGCAUCAGCAACAGCAGCAGCAGCAUCAGCAACAGCACCAUCAGCAUCAUCAGCAACAUCAGCAGCAACAUCAACAGCAGCAGCAUGCAACUACCUACAGUCAGGCCCACCUCCCCGCCGAGCCCAACGGGAACUGGUCUCACUCGGCGUGCUGGUACAACUCGCUGGUGACCACGGCAACCGGCGGCUACGCCCAGGCUCCGCCAGGCCCGAUACCGUUCGCCCAGCCCCCGUGCCACCAGCACCAUCAUCAACAUCAUCAACAGCAGCAUCAUCAUCAGCAGCAACAACAUCACCAUCAUCAGCAGCAGCAUCAUCAGCAUCAGCGUGUAUACCCCAUGCAGGGCCCCGUGCCGUAUCUUUACCAGGCCUCGUCGGGCCUACCCCGUUUCCUGGCGGCCCCCAGCGCGGCCUGCGGGCAGGCCUACGCGGCGGCCUACUCGCAGCACGCGCUCGGCCUAGGCCUGGCCGCCAGGUACCUCCCCCCGUCGCCCGGACCCUUCGUGCCUUACGGUGCCGCGCGCCAGCAGCCGCAGCAGCCGCAGCAGCAGCCGCAGCAGCCGCCCAUGUUUGGGGGCGGUCGCUGCCAGCCAUACCUCACCCUCCACGCAACCGCGGCAGCAGGCUCCAACCCCGGCACAGGACUAGGCCUCUACCCAGGCUUCCCUGUGCUGCAGCAGAGCGUCGCACAGUACCUGCUGAUCUGAUGUGAGAGAGAGAGUGGAGAUGGAGAGGUGAGAGAGAUGGACAGAUGGAGAGAGAGAAGAGAAUGAGAUGGGGAGAGAGAGGAAUAGAGACGAGCGAGAGAAAUGGAAGAAGAGGGCGCGAGAUGGAGAGAGUGGGAAAGAGAGGAGAUGUGGAGUGAAGGAUGAACACCAGGAUUGAGAGGAAUGGAGGCACGUAACAAAUAAUCAAUUCAUUGGUUGUCACCAGGGCUUGACUAAGCCGGGCCUGGCCUGGUCUCCACCCAGAAAAUCAUUGUGCACCAGGCAUACCACAUCCAGUAUAGCUCUCGCAAAAUGUUCAGCAAGGAAUUAAGUCCUGGUUACAGUUGAUUCACGCGGUCGAGGCAAGCACGUGCAACCAUGCGUGCAGCAACAUACGCCGUGUGAGAUGGGUUGAUUUGAUCCCUGCAGCCACUAGAGGCCGCUACAUUCACCACGAUGUUAAACAAAAUAAUUUAUAUUUGAAUCAAAUUGAGACCAUGAAUUGCCACAAUGAGAUUUGUCCUGGAAACACUUACACAUACCCAAAAGAUAAAGGCUGACUGUUGGGGCAAGUCCUGUUAGCGAGCACCUAUGAAGGCCUGAAGGCCGGCAUGGCGAAGGAGAGGGGUUGAGUGGCCAGCACCACGCCCGGCCACCUUAGUCUUCCUGUGGCGAUGUUUACUACACACCGCACCAGGCACUGGGGCAGGCCCAAGACCGGUUCAAAUAAUCUUCAAUGGUGUUUGAUGGCUAUGAGCGGGAAUCAAACUCAUAUUUACCCAUGUUUAUUUUAAGAGCAUCCAUGCUGGCCUCAUGACUAAAAUCUACGAUCCACCCUCGAUUGUCGUAUCGUAUUCCCACUUAAUAAUGCGCUUGCUUCAUCCACUUCGUAACAAUAAUAAUUAUUAUACUUUUAUCUUAUUUAGCGUCGUUAGUGCAAACUGCAAAAUCCGGACCCUCUCCGCACCGCGAGAGUUUGUGGGUUGCCAGGUGUUUCCAGAACACAACAGCUCGGCUGUUACUCACGUUGUUACGUGCCGAUGGGGAAGGAAGGGAAGGGGCACGAGGGGAGCGUGGAAGGAAGGAGGGCGAUGAAACGAAGAACAAAAGAGGGCAAACAGUGAUGAAGGACCGAUUUGAAGGAGGAGGGAACGGACGGGCGGAGGGAGGGGACUCCGUUGGCUCAGAGCGCGUCAUGUCAGCGGCGUCGGUUCCCCGCGAGCGAAAUGCCUGGGCCGGUUUUCGGCGUUCGGUGCCUCGUCAGCAAGACGCCAAGCUCGGCUUGAACGAGUUCGAUUCCUGCUCUGGGUCCGUGGACUCUCAAGAGAGAGCGAGUGCGAGAGGGAGGGAGCGAGAGAGCGGUUUUCGAUUGCGGUGCUGGUGGUGCGUGCGUUGGGCACUGUACACAUUUCAGUUUCACGUCCGUCGGCCGACGACCGUCGAGAUUUUCUUGUUUUAUUUUCGCUUGGAAGUUUCCGGAUCACGGGGUGUGGGAGGUGGGGGGGACGGUGGGGUGGAGAAGUUGGUGCAGCGAUCGGUAGGGAAGUCUGGCUUUUUGCGCUUAACUUAAAUAGUAAUUAUAAUAAUAAUCAGCACUGGGUGGGGUUAGAACUUCACCGCGCUAUGGACGUGAUCAAUUUUUAACGAACGCGCGCAAGAGGUUCUUGAUUUUAAUCGAUGAUUGCUUCCCCUUUUCGUUUUUGAACGCGGGCAAGUUGGUUAUGUCUAAGCAGUCGGGGUAUUUAUAUGGACGGGCUGAAGGAGAGCUUAAGUAUUUCAUGAUGUAAACCGUUGGCAUGAUUUUAUUGGGUCCCUUCAAGCCAGCUGUCAUACAAUGAAUGUAUCUUAACAAAAUUAUAUAUUCUAAAAUUCAAUGUAUUUGCUUUAAGAAAAGUAUACGAUAGAGUUUGUGUGUGCGGCACUAUAAUAUAAAAAAUAUAUAUACGUAAAUAUAUAUACGAUAUGAUCGCAUAAGCUUCUAAAUCCAACACGCGCUCCGGCAGUUUUGAUACGACACUUACCCUGUACAGUAUUUUUGUAACUCGGACAGCGGAGCGGCGACGGUGGCGGUGGGGGUGGCGACACUUUUUGGUAAAACGGAGAAUUUGGGACGCUCCACGAACCCGCACUGCGCUGCUGUUUAACGCGUCGGCAGCAGCAGCAGCAGCAGACAACAACAACGGCAUGGAGAAGCACGAGCGAAUAUCCCAGUAGAGCGUGGAACAUUGUUAGCCCAACGUUGACACAAAGUUGGGCCAACGGUUCCAACCACAUGCCAACGUUGGCUCGACGUUGGGUCAACGUUGAGCCAAAUGUUCCAAACACAUGUCAACGUUGGGCUAACGUUGGGCCAACGUUGGCAUGUUUACUGGGACGGGCCACUGCUGCUGUUGUUGAUGUACCGAGCGAUGGUGGUGGUGGUGGAGGAAGAGUUGAUUGUUUCUCGUGAGAUGGAUGUCUAAGUGCCUUAUGUUUUACUCGAGGGCAGUUCCUCCUAUGGGCAGUUUCAACCAGCCCCCAUCAGCCCCCGCCACUCUCCCCGUGGGCCCCCACCUCCUCCCCCAUCUGCUCCUUCUCACGAUCGUCGCUGCGAUUCUGGCGGAAGAUGAGACGGGUGGAGGAGGAGGAGGAUGAGAAGGGGGGUGGCGAUGUUCCCAUAGGAGCGUGACCCCGCGUGACCCCACAGGGGUGACGGAGCGAGCCGGGGUGUCCGUGUGGAGGACUCCAUCAGCGUAGGAAUGGGGCCGUGGCCGUGGGAGGGGGGCAGGCUCCUGGCGCCGUUGGCCGCUGUCACCCCCCCCCCCCCCCCCGUCCGUGCGUUUGCGGCGGAAAACUUUCCCCGUGAUCCUAGAUCUCGGUCACUGCCGGUGACGGCGCCAACAGCAUCUCCGUGGCGCCGAGUCUCACUCGUUUGGUCCCCCCCCCCCCCGCACGUGAAUCUCAACUCCCAGCAAACUCUCUCCCUGCUCUCGCACGACCCGCCGGUGGAAACUCCACAUUCCUAGAACGGGGACGCGUCUAUCCGUAAGACAGCCACUGUUUACUCCCCCCCGAUAAGCUGGUACCUAGUUUAUAGGCCACAUCGGGACGGAGGGUAGAUGAGGAUUCAACUCCCCGCCCAACCCAACCAGGAGUUGAACUCGCCGUGAUCCACAGCCAGUCCGUCCCGGUAACGCGCCGGCCACUCGCUGGUGACUCGAGAAGGGGAGGUGCGGAGCGGGGGGGGGGGGGGCAGUCCCGACAUCUCUUCACAGAGGGGGGGCCCUCUUUAGCAAUCGCAGCACGCAAUAUGAGCGGUGCCUGGUGAAUAUCUCCCGGUUCACAAGUUGUGGUGGUUCUCCGAAGAUCCACCCCUGAGAAGCUGGUGGGGAGAGGGAGGCGAGGCUGGGGGGAAGGUGGUUGUUGUUGUUGUCGUUGGUGGUUGUUGUUGGUGGUACUGGUGGUUGUUGUUGUUGACCAGUGCUCCUCGCAUCACGCGCUGACAAUCGCGCCCUCUCGGGCUGCAGGGUGCAGAGUUCACAGUUUAUUUUGUACAAAAUGUAAAAGAUUUAAUAUUGAUGAUAUUGAUUAUAAUAUUGAUAAUCUAUUUACUAAGAGAUAUAAUACGAAGCAAUGGAACACUGCAGCUUAUGUAUGUGGGAGGGUAACAGGCUGUUAACAAGGGUGGUAGACUUAGUGAUGAUGAUGAUGGUGGUGGUGUUGGUGAUGACGAUAAUUAGGCAUGUAACAAUUCAAUGAAUGAGCUCGUUAAUUGAUACUUGCGUGGAAUCAUGCUAUCGACUAUACAGGACACAAAUGCAAAUUAUAUGCAAAUGACAUUUUAAUGAAAUGAAACUGUAGAAUGAUGGAAGGCGUGAAACGGGCGUGCGAAGCGGACAGGACGAGCGAGGCACGCGGAGUGAACAAGGCGCAGGCAGGACGUUGACGGUGUUCAUGUGAUCGAUCAUCGAAUCGAUUAUGAAAUGUGAUCAAUGACUGAAUCGGUCACGAACUCCCAACAGGAUGAACUUGAAUUCUUACAUGUCUGAUGAUGAUGAUGUUGGUGGUGGUGGGGGUGGCGGCGGCAGCGGUGGUGGUGGGAUGAAAACUAACACCAUUUGGGGCGGUACGAGGGUUGGUGUUGUGGCGCUGGUGCUUGCUACUCAACUGCAGAAUGCGUGCGUGUGUGCUGCUUGUGUACACGUGUGCGCGUGUGCGGGUAGCGGUAGUGUAGCGGUUAGCGCGCUGCACUACGAACCCGGCGACCCGAGUUCGAUUCCCGCUGACGCCCACCACCACUGACGAUUAUCUGAACCGGUCCUGGGCUUCCUGCCCUAGGUCGACUCAGCCUUAAAUGAGUACCUGGUGCGAUGUGUAAACAUCGCCACUGGGGAGACAAAGGCGGUCCAGCGUGGUGCUGGCCACCCACCCCCUGGUGUGCCGUGCCGGCCUUCAUAGGUGCUCGCUAACAGCACUUGCCCCUACAGUCUGUUAAGGCUAUACGGGGGGUCUUUGUGUGAGUGAGUUGCGUUCAAUUGGCUGCCGGGCGUAUGCAGUGAUGAUGUGUUUUGUGCUGCCUGCUGCUGUUGCCUGCUGCUGUUUGCCUGCUGCUGUUGAAGUCGCCCCAAUGCCCCCAUCCCCUCCUCCACCCUCCCCUUGGUAACCACGUGGACCGCACUCGCUCCGGUCCCCAUGGUUACUGCCAUCGCCAUCGCUCGCGUUGUGCACCUCGGUUCCAGAAAGUACUGUAGCCACGGAGAUGAUGAUGAUGUUCACGAUGGCGAAUAUAAUAUGAUCGUGGUGACAAUGUUGAUGAUGGUGAUGAUUAUUAUUAUGAUGGCGACGGUAUUGUUCGUUUCACGGCAAAGCUUCUUGAGUUAUUAUUUUUUAGAAUUAUGGGAAUCUGCAAUUAACUAUAACUACUACUAUUACUAUGACUGUUGAUGUCGUUGUUGAUACUAUUGUUGACGUCGAUGUUUAUUGGCUGCGAGCUGUGUGCUGUGUGGGCUUAGUGGCCUCCGUCUUUGUCUCUCUUUGGGAAUGACGUCAGUAUUGUAUUCGCGGGGUGUUUCCCGUGCUGGCAAUCUUAUUAGCUUUACAGUAACUUGCGGCGACGAUGGUGAUGAUGAUGGCGGCAGUGGUGAUUAUGAUGGUGGUAACGACGGCUGUGAUGAUGGCGGUGGUGAUGGUGGCGGUGAUGUUGAUGAUAGUGAUGUUGCCACAGCAAGUCGCUUCAUUAUUUUAUUUUUUGAUGACGAUGAUGAGAAUCAUGAUGAUUAUUAUUCGUCAUAGUUUGUAUUUAAGUCGCCGUGGUUACUUCAGCCGGGCAGUAGUAGACUAUUCACUUAAGGUGGCGAGGCUGGGAGUGGGACGUGGGGCUGCUUUGGCUCCCAGUGGGCUCGGAGAUGAAAAGUACAUCCUAGGAUUUUGCCGCCCUGUGCUCUAGGAAAUGGGAAACAAUGAAUUGGUCCUGAGAUCUUAAGGUCCUGAAAUCCAGGAGAUGUGAAGCAGUGGGACUUCAGGCCCCAGUGUCCGUGAAAUGAGAGAUAGGGGGAGUAGGUCCUCAGCUCCAAAUGAUGGAAGAUAUGGGAGGAGGAGGGAGGUCAUCAAAUUCCUGUCCCUCGCCCAACUCGUCACGGGGCCUGGUUCCACCACCACUGGCUGCUGUGGUUCACAGAGAACUGCCUCACCACGCUGCCCACUCCACACCUCUUCGGGUGGGAGCAGCAUCUCUUCCAAUCCACCCCUGGCUUUGCCAGCGCGACGUCGCGACGUCCUGGAAGUGCAAAUGAUGAUGAGGCCAGCGGCGGAUAGACCAUGGCGAGGUCCUGCAGGAGCCAGAGUACCAAUAGACGUCCCACGGCUCUGUGUUGCACGGCAGUGACGCGCGUGCCGGGGCUCGAGGCGGGGGCCGGGCUUGGCAGGAGCGGUGGGUGGACGCGGAGACGCCGCUGUGGGGUUGGGACACGCGUGGGGGAGGGCCCCGUGGUGGAGGUGGUGGUGGCGGCCCUGUGGUGGUGGUGGUAGUGGUGGUGGCCCCGGUGGUGGCCCCGUGGUGGUGGUGGCCCCGUGGUGGUGGCCCCGUUGUGGUGGUGGUGGCCGCCCAGAAGUGGCGGCGUUGAGAUGCUCCGGGGCGAGCUGCGGAUGCUGCCGUGCAUCGACUUCCUUCUCACCUCGUCGCUGCAUUGAGACGAUGCAUGUGUGACGCGUGUGUCGCGUGUGACGUGUGUGUCGGAUUUGGGGAAACAUUCGUCGGCGUUGUGGUUGGUGGUGUGCGUGUUGUGUGAUGGUGGCUGCUGUUUUCUCUGAGUGUAUAAGGUGUGCUGUGUCACGGUGUGAUGUCUCGUAUGGUGUGCUUUUGUCUGGCGUGCUCCAUGGUGUGGCUGUGUAACGCGUAGUGCGGUGUGCGCUGUCGUGUCCCGUGGUGUUUGGUGCGGUGUGCUUCUCUGCGUGCUGUGUGUUGUGUGUGUGGUUGUCUGGGGUUGUGUGUUGUGUUCUCCCUGGUGUGGUGUGCUUCUGUCAGUAUGUGUGAUGUGCAUCACCUCAGCCCACAAAGCCACACCACCACCACCGCCACCGCCACCACCCUCUUCCCCUACUCCGCCCAUCCUCUGGGGCCCAUCAUUGUGCACUUUGACUCUGCCUCGCGGUCACAGGUCGCCCUAAGCGAAUUAAUGUAUUCGUAAGUUAAUCGAUCCGUUAAUUUUAUUUAGAAUCCCUGGGGAGAGCGCGUUGGGAACAAAUCUUUAGCAAACGGCGAACUGGAGAAGUUAAAGUCUGAACAAUGUGAACAAAGAGAGUCUCAUCACGGCGCAAAUGAUGAGAGCCAAAAACGAUGAUUGUGAUAAUCAAAUCGGGGCGUCCGUGGCUCGACUCGCGGGGUGUCACCAGGACGGGGGUGGGGGGGGGGGCCGCACUGGACCACGUUUAAAGCCAAAGUCUCACACGAGUUUGAAAUCGUUCGUCUUCAUUGGUUGCGUUACAUUGAGAAACGGUGACGUGGGGGUGAGUGGCUUGGCCAGACACGUAGAGAAUCUGAGACAAUCCAUCGCAUAUCUAUGCGAGACUUUUUGCCGGUAUAAAAAUGAUGGGAAACAAUCGGCUGUACCCGUUUGGGCAAUAAUGGAUCAGGAGUUGAGAUGUUCAACCCCAAGCUGUUCGGGCUCUGACGUCUCCAUUGUCUCUGAUUUUCGCCACGUGGCGCUGUUCUCCGGCGAGACGAGGCACAGAGGAGGCGGUCUCCGGCGUUGGGCGAUCAGUUUCAAGAACCACGCGCACAUUGUCAGAGCACGUUUGUUUGCAUGUUUUACCACGGCCACGUGUGGUUAGUGCAGACCUGAUGAUGCCUUGAGAUAGGUGUUUAUUUGCUGUUUGAACAUCUAAACCCCUCCUGUUUAUGCCGCAAAUGGUAAAGCCUCUUAGCAGUCUGGAGCGAACCACACAUCUACAGGACCCCGUGGAACGCGCUGGGAAGAAACCCCACAGAUCGUUCUCGAGGCGAUGUUGUUUGGGAACUUAAAAAUAACACAUUUGAGACGGCUGAACAUUUGUCGAUCAAUCUGAGAAGAGGCAGAGGAAUAUGUUCGAAAAAACCGGCAGAAUUUUGGUGAAAGAUUCCACAGACAACCAACAGCAAUCUGAGUUACAUCCCUCGCUACCGAAUCUGACUCCUAGUGCCUUUCAGAUGUCUCCUCCGCAGCGCGGGAGAGAGACUGCCUCGCGGUGGAGAGGAUAGCGACUUGGCGAGUGGUCAUUAUGAAGUGAUGACGUGAGCUGUGAUCGGGUGCUGCUGCUGAUGACGCUGGAAGUGGCGGUGGUGGCCCUCGUGCCCCGCGCUUCAAGUGCCCGUGUCGAGGGGGCACGAGGGGCGCAGGAAGACCUCGCCGCUCCCUGUCAAGUCACGGGACGUUGUCCACCACCAGGACUCGUGGGGUCGGGUGGGGCCCACGUGGAGGUGUGGGUGGGGGGGGGGUCCGUGCCCUCACCUGUUACCCCCCCCCCCCCAUUCAACCCUCCCCCCCACCAAUCUCAGCCCCCCUCCCCUUCCAGUGUUAAUUACGUUCAGGAAAUUAUUGACGAAAUUUUUCAACGAAAUCAUGACUGUGAGUGGGCGAAAAUUUCCACGUGUGAUGAUGACUACGACUGUUGCCCGCCACCAUCACCACCACCAUCAUCCAUACCAUCACCGCCACUACCUUCAUCAUCACCACCACCAUCGUCACCAGCAUCAUCACCACCACCACCUUCAUCAUCACAACCAAUACUAGCAGAACCACAAUCACCAUUAUUACUAUCAGAACCAUCAUCAUCAUCACCACCACUACCAUCGCCACCAAAGACCAAAGCGCUCCUGACGGACGAGGCGAGGCGUCUGAAUAAAGACGCGGGCCGAGGCGGGAGCGGCUGCAGCGCGCAGACGGAGCCCGCACACGUGGACACGUGGCGACUCUCCGUGUAGACACGUGGCUACUUUCCGUGUGGACACGUGGCCACUCUCCGUGUGGACACGGCGAGAUUGGCUGAGCUCAUCAGCAUCACUUGCGAGUGUCUUGACGGGACGCGUGUCCGCUGGCACUCCUCCAGACGGAGGGGAUUGACUGCUGUGCAAUUCCGCACGGGUGCGGCUCAUGGUCGAUGUUUGGGGUCGGAUUGAUUGGCCGCGUCGGGUGGAGGAGGGUGUACGACACAGUUACUUACGCGAUCUCAUUCAAACGAAUCGAUCACGAAUGACGUGAAAUCCACACGCGCUGUGCCCAGACUCGGCUCGGCUCGGGCUUGGCUGCGGCUCACGUGGAGCCAGCUCCGAGCCGCCGCGCUCCACGUGAGCCGCCUCUGAGUCACGGUCCCAGGCGCAGCUCAGGUUCUUUCACGAGUUGAGGCCGCUGAGUGGCUCAGGAGCUGAGCCAGAGCCGAGCUGCGACUCAGCAGAGCACGGCUCACGGUCUGGGUUUAAAAUCCGCCAGCUCACGCCGACUCGGCAGAGUCUGCGGCUAAAGUUAAACGUGCAAACGAGAUUAACACUGCCCACAUGCAUCCCCCCCAUCCUCCCAUCUCACCCCGCUCCUCCUCCGCCACCUCUUGCACACACUCGGGGGUUUCGAUUCUUUCUCUGUGUUGUGUGUAAUUUUUUUUACUCCUAGAGUCAUCGUUAUUAGAAGUCACAUUUCAGAAGAGUCUGUGUACCUUUUUAUCCUUAAGUAGCGGUCGUUGCUGCAUAAUUAUGAAUUAUCUAUCGUCCUGAUGUAUCGUGUGUGUGCACGCGUCUGUGUGGGGAGCGGUGGCGCAGCGGUUAGCGCGCUGCGCCACGAUCCCGGCGGCGACCCGAGUUCGAUUCCCGCUCACGGCGCACCAACAGCAGUGACAGCGAAUAUCUGAACCGGUCCUCGCUGGGUCCUCCCCUAGGUCGACUCAGCCUCAAAUGAGUACCUGGUGCGGUGUUUUAUAAUCACCGCUACUGGGGAGACAAAGGCGGCCGGGCGUGGUGCUGGCCACUCACCCCCUCGUGUGCCGUGCCGGCCUUAAUAGGUGCUCGCUAACAGCACUUUUCCAACAGCUUGCUAAAGGCUAUACGGGGGAUCUUUGUCUUUGUGUGUUGUUUGUGUUACUGCUCGGCUUGGGCUGAUGUCGUUGAGUGACUGUGAUGAUAUUAGGAGCUGUAUUACACACAAAAGCUUUAUUGUGAUCUUAAACAUUUUACUUGUAAUAAAUACUUUGCGUUGGUUC
This is a messenger RNA of Lethenteron reissneri (Far Eastern brook lamprey), 14574 nucleotides long. Its product is annotated as homeodomain-interacting protein kinase 2-like. Gene Ontology annotation, molecular function: ATP binding; protein serine/threonine kinase activity; protein tyrosine kinase activity. NCBI's taxonomy places the organism in Eukaryota, Metazoa, Chordata, Hyperoartia, Petromyzontiformes, Petromyzontidae. Gene Ontology annotation, cellular component: cytoplasm; nucleus; PML body. The record is from RefSeq and is a predicted model, not a curated record. Gene Ontology annotation, biological process: peptidyl-serine phosphorylation; peptidyl-threonine phosphorylation.